Messenger RNA from Perca fluviatilis (European perch), 7714 nucleotides. RefSeq names its product bromodomain containing 1a (gene brd1a). Bases 697 to 4500 code for a protein of 1267 amino acids. Gene Ontology annotation, cellular component: MOZ/MORF histone acetyltransferase complex. Gene Ontology annotation, biological process: regulation of transcription by RNA polymerase II. The transcript is spliced from 13 exons. Lineage: Eukaryota; Metazoa; Chordata; Actinopteri; Perciformes; Percidae. Gene Ontology annotation, molecular function: protein binding. The record is from RefSeq and is a predicted model, not a curated record.
UGAAUACUGUCCUCUGUGGCUAUAGAGGAAAACUGCUGAAUCAAUAGCCCAGUGCAUGACAGAUAGAUAGUCACCAGUUAAACUCAUAUGAUUUAGCUAGUAAUACGAAUCUAACAGCCCGGUCCGGAGAAACCGAUACCAAGUUAGGUCUCAGCUUUUAUUCUGACAGUGCAACUGCUCCGGUACGCGCUUUGUUUGGAGCUUUGCCUUUGGACCGACAAAAGGCAAUGCAUGGAUUGUGUGACAGAUGGGCUUUUGUGUGAAAUCUACGACUCACCACCAACAUGACCUCCAGCGUCACACGUAGAGUAGUGCGUACGGGUGGGAGUUGUCUGGUGAAACGCAUUGUUGUGUUGGGGGAUGAGCCGUCCGUGCUGCUGCUGCUGUUACUGCUAUUUUCUCCUGGUCGACUGUGGCUAGCGAGUGACUGUAGCCUAUGAAUGGUCCACAAAGCAAACAAUUGUGUGUUCUCUGUAGAAUUGAAUAUCGAAACUUCACAGGCACCAAGCAUGCCUCUUUCUUAUUUUAUUAGUAGCUGAAAAGACCCCAGUAUCGCCCGUUGGAUGAGAACACUGUGUGCGGAAUUAGAGCCACUUAGCAGGCCGUAUCGCCAUUGCUUUGUAAGGCUGCUGGCUAGCUACCGUCUUCCUCAACUAGCAAAACUGUUCGUGAAUCCGAGCAACACGGAGUGUCAAGAUGAAGAAGAAAGCUCGGCAGCACCGGGUUGCGGUGCCGCAGAGGCCGCCAUCUCCCAUCAAGCCUUCCCCCAACAAGCAGAUCCUGACUUACGCCCAGGCGCAGCGCAUGGUGGAGUUCGAUGUCGAUGGCCGCCUCCAUCGAAUCAGCGUAUACGACCAGCUGGACGUGAUCUCGGAUGAUGACCCCAUGGUGCAGGAGAUGAUGGAGUGCACCAGCAAUAAGGAGAAUGCAGAGAAACCGCAGCAGGUCCCCCUGAGGUCAGUCAGACUAAAAAACAACCUGGAGAAGAGAAACGCUGCAUUGGGCAUCACUGGCCAUGGAGAGGGAGGUGGACAUCCGGCCGCUUGUAAUGCCGGUCCAAAGCUUCAGGAGCCUAAAUUUCGUACAGUGGAGUAUAAUCUUCCAGCAGUUCCUAAGCGCUCAGCUGCCUUUUACAAAUACACUGAGAAGACAGAGGAAGAGCUGGAUGAGGAAACCGAGUAUGACAUGGAUGAGGAAGAUUAUGCCUGGCUGGAUUUGGUGAAUGAAAAGCGGAGAAGCGAAGGGGUCAGUCAGGUCUCUUACAACGUCUUUGAGUUCCUCGUCGACCGCUUUGAGAAAGAGUUGCACUUGGAGAGUCUGGAUCAAGGCAGUGAAAAGCACGCUCCCAUCGAUGAGGACGCCGCCUGCUGCAUCUGCAUGGAUGGAGAGUGUCACAACAGCAACGCUAUCCUGUUUUGUGACAUGUGCAACGUGGCUGUGCACCAGGAAUGUUACGGUGUACCUUACAUUCCUGAGGGCCAGUGGCUCUGCAGACACUGCCUGCAGUUACCUACCCAGCCCGCAGCCUGCAUCCUUUGCCCCAACAAGGGUGGAGCUGUGAAAAAGACAGACGAUGACCGCUGGGGCCACGUGGUGUGCGCCCUCUGGGUCCCGGAGGUCGGCUUCUCCAACACCACCUUCAUCGAACCCAUUGAUGGCGUCAGCCACAUUCCUUCAGCCCGCUGGAAGCUCACCUGCUACCUCUGCAAGGAGAAAGGUGUUGGGGCGUGCAUCCAGUGCCACAAAGCCAACUGUUACACCGCCUUCCAUGUCAGUUGUGCCCAAAAGGCGGGCCUCUUUAUGAAGAUGGAGCCAAUCAAAGAGGUAACGGACACCGGAGAGCCCACAUUCUCGGUGAAAAAGACAGCCUACUGUGGAGCUCAUACACCCAACGGGUGUGUAAGGAGGCCUCUUACAAUAUAUGAUGAUGCCAAACCCAAAAAUGGACUAUGUAAGAAAGUGGACAAAAGGAGAGGCGUUGGUAAAAGACAGUCAAAAGGAAAGAAGAAGAAGAAGAGUAAGAGUAAGAAACCUGAACCUGAAAGUGAAGCUGCCACCCCUGCUACUGUGCCUACGUUUCCUGCUCACAGGUUACAAACCAUUCUGAACCAGGUGUCCGUUCAGAAGAAGAAAGCGUUUGUGGAGCUGGUCCUGAAUUAUUGGACACUAAAAAGGCAAUCGAGGAAUGGGCUUCCCCUCAUCAGACGCCUUCAGACAAGCAUGCAGUCUCAGAAGAAUGCGCAACCGGUUUGUUCAUCUAGGCAGAGUGAGGAGGAGAGCAGGGUACUGAAGGACCAGUUGAAGGAGUGGCAUCGUCUCCGACAUGACUUGGAGAGAGCCCGGCUGCUGCUUGAGCUAAUCCGCAAGAGGGAGAAGCUCAAGAGGGAAGAGAUUAAACUGCAGGAGGCCCUUCUAGAGAUACAGUUGAGUCCAUUCAGUAUUUUGCUCAGAGCCCUCUUGGACCAGCUCCAGACAAAAGACCAGGCCAAGAUCUUCACCCAGCCAGUUGAUGUCAACGAGGUGCCCGACUACCUCGACCAUAUUAAGCACCCAAUGGACUUCUCCACCAUGCGGCAGCGCAUCGAUGCACAGGCCUACAACAACUUUGAGCAGUUUGAGAACGACUUCAACCUCAUUAUUGAUAAUUGCAUGAAAUAUAACUCAAAGGACACCUAUUUCUACCGGACUGCCGUUCGCCUCCGAGACCAGGGCGGGUCCCUGCUCAGAAAGGCUCGGCGAGAUGUGGAGAAAAUCGGCUUUGACACGGAAAGCGGCAUGCAUCUGGCUGAAGCGCCUGAAAUCAAAGCACCGACAUCCUUUUCUUGGGAGGACGUGGACCGCCUACUAGCGCCAGCCAAUCGGGAGCACCUGUCUCCGGACAAGCAGCUGCAGCAGCUACUGGAGAAGUUUGACCUGACCUGUGCCAUGAAGUCCAGCCCCUCCCGCAGCAAGCGCCUAAAGCUGCUCAAAAAGACCAUCAACGAUGUGCGCAAUGAAAUGAGCCUAAAGAAAGUCCUUCCCUCCCACCACCACCCUCACCCCCACCACCACCACUCGUCUUCCUCCACAACUCCCUCCACCUCGGCAUCCUCUUCAUCAGCUGCCUCCCACCCAGAGUUGAGUAAACCUAAAGAAGAGAGAUUGAAGCCCAAUGGACAUUUUCCGGAUGAUGAGGGAGACAAGUCUCUUCCUCCUAAACUGGAGCAUUCCGACUCUAUCCCCCCCCUCAUCCACUCAGACACAGACCCCGAGCCCCCCACCCUCAAACCAAUCGACGCCGCCCCAGACUGUGAAGACAAGCAUCCCAGCAAGCGCGUCAAGUUCGAUGGGGAAAUACCGUACCUGCUCCCCUCCGGCCCCCGCCUCAACGGCCACUCCCACGACAGCCUCCAGAACUCGCUGCUGGACAGAGAUGUGAGCGUGGUGGCCACAUCCACCCUCGCAGAGCCCACGGGCACGGUUAACCGCCGGACGGCCGUGCUCUUCCGCAAGUCCAAGGCCGCCAGUCCCCACAAGCCCCCAAGGAGGAGCGGCGACGAGGAGGCUGACAGACUCGACCGAAAAGAGGGCGAGGAGGAGGCGGGCGAGGAGGAGGCGGACGAAGACGGCGCACAGCUGGGCUCCAAGUCCUUCCUGUCGGUGGUCAUACCCCGGCUGGAGACGCUACUUCACGGCAAGAAGAGGAAGCACAGCGGCAGCAGAGACGGCGAGGAGGAUGGGGGAGGGGGAGAGCUCGAAGACGAGGGCGAGUCCCCUGUGAAACGACUUGACACCGGCUUGUCGAGCGGUUUUCUAGAGGUGGAAGAGGAGAAGGAGCUAGAAGACUCUAGUAGAGCCAGUAGACCUGUGGAGCCACGGAGACGCUGUGCCUCGGAGUCCUCCAUCUCUUCGUGUUGUAGUCUGCCAGGAAGCACCAGCACUAUUCUCAGUCUUCCAAAAUGUGGGAAAGGGAAACCCGCCUUGGUCCGGAGAAACACUGUGGACGAUAAGAGCGAAUUAAUCGCCUGCAUCGAAACCGGGAAUUUUGCAAAAGCUGCACGAAUCGCUGCUGAGGUUGGCAACAGCAAUAUUUGGAUGCCCGCUAGUGCUGCAACUGUUGCAUUGGAACCCCUAAAGCUAGUUUGGGCCAAAUGUAGUGGAUACCCUUCCUACCCUGCCCUGAUCAUCGACCCCCACAUGCCGCGCGUGGGCUGCCAGCACAACGGGGUGUCCAUCCCCAUGCCCCCCCUGGACGUGCUCCGCAUUGGAGAACAGAUGCAGUACAAAGCCGAAGAGAAACUCUACCUCGUCCUCUUCUUCGACAACAAGCGCAGCUGGCAGUGGCUUCCUAGAUCCAAGAUGGUUCCUCUGGGAAUGGACAAGACCAUAGACAAGAUCAAAAUGAUGGAGGGACGCACAUCCAGCAUUCGCAAGGCUGUCCAGAUCGCCUUCAGCCGUGCCAUGAACCACCUGAGCAUAGUGCAGGACGAGCCAGUCAGCGACCUCAGCGACGUGGACUGAUGACACUCGCGGACUUCUCUCUAUACACACACACACACACACACACACACACACACACACACACACACACACACACACACACGUGUACGUUUCCUGUACCAAAUACCUUCCUCUACUCCCUCCCCCCCCGACUCUCUGCCUCUGCAGGAGACUCAAAUGUUUACUGGGCACCUGCUGUAACAGGUGGUGUCUCUUCCUCAUCCAUUCCUACUCGCACACACUCCUACCAUGUGCCGCUGGGAUAUGGCCGCUGCUGCUGCUGCUGAAAUGAAUGUGUCUAUCUAUUCCUCUCCACCUCCAGGCUUGUAACUGUGCUCAGAGACUGCUCUUUAUGUCCACCUCCCAUCCCUCCCUCACUCACUCACUCACUCACUCACUCACUCACUCCACCAAUCAUGACUGUCAUUUUCAUUCAUCAUUUCAAGGAAAAAAAAAAAAAAAAGAAACAGUUAGUGAUUGAUUUCCUACAUUUUGGUAGCCUUACCAAACGUUUCUGCGCUGUCAGGACUUUGUAGUGAGACAAGAACUUAACACCGACCGUUACAUUUUGGCUGUGGCUGAUGGCUCCGUUGUUUUGGCAGGUAGCCAGUCAUCAUUUCUGUUAUUAAGAAAAGAAGCGUUUAGUAGCUGGUAAAGCAGCUAAAGUGGACAGAAAACGUACAUUUCAUGCCUACGUGAGGGCUCUUCAGUUGUAGCCAAAGCUUGCGUUAUGUCACAUUUACUUACUGGUCCUCUCCAUUUACAAAUAUCUUCCUUUGUUUUUAAACUGUAAAUAUUCUGUACAGUUGCCUGACACUAACUUAUUUUGUAAUUUUGACAUCAAUGGGUACUGUACAGGGGUUUUCUUAAUAUUUAUACUUGAUGCAUUCUUAGCACUAACAUGUGAGUGCUAUUUUGACAGUGCUGAGUGAUCAAGAAGAAUGGAGAAAAAAAAAGUGAAAAAGCCUUAGUUUAAGGAGAUUAGGGCUAAAAUGUCAUGUUUCAGAAAAGUAUGAAAGUAUUCCCUUUUUCAUUUUUUUUUUUUAAGUUAUUGAGGUUAAUAAUUGUAAGCUUCCAUUUGGCAUUUAUUAAUUUUUGUAUUAAAAAUAGUUUUAGUAUAUAUUUUUUUCCAGAUAUAUUUAUACGAUUUGAAUACACGGUAAUACGGUAUGUAAGUCUCUGAAGCUCAUACAGGCAGUCUGAUGUCGUGGACGCAGAACGUUAUAUUGUUCUCAAGAAACCAAAAAUGUUGCUACCCAGAAGUUUUUUGCCGAUCUCAUUUUCUGUGUGACGUGUGAACUUGUUUGCCAAAAAAAAGUGGAGGAAAAAAAAAGUAAAAGUGUAUUUUUAUGUGAUACAUUUGACUGUUACUUGGUUUUGCUGUAGUCGUAGGGAGACGUGCCUGCGGUAACUUAUUGUAAAGCUUUUGCAUUACUUUAUAUCCAAGGAAAGACGUGCAAACUGAUUGUGGUAAAGUGGCACAUUUUGUGGUGGAUACUUGCCUUCUUUUUAAGUAACCUUUUUCUAACUUUUUUUUUUUUUUUCUAGUUGUAGACUUCAAGACAUUUCAUUUUAUACUCUUGCCUUUUUUUCUGGGUAGCAUUGGGUAGUUUUGGUAUAUUUCAUUUUGUACUUAACUGUAGUAGUUUUUUUAAUCAGGUCAUAUGAUAUAUUGCUGGGACAGUUUUUUUCUAGCAAAAAAAUAAAAGAUACAAAUAUGAACAUGUUUUGUUUUUAUGUGGUGUCUUCUGGUGGCAUUGGGUAUUCAAUGUUACACCAACUCACUGCUUAAGUAACAGACCAACAAAUGUAAUUUAAUAAAGCCAAAAUUCUAAUUCAAUUUGUGAUUACAUUUACAUAUUUUUAGCCUUAUCUGGGGCACAAGAGGGACUCAAAUUCUCCUCAAAGUCACUUUUAAAGGACUGAACCUCCUUCAUGGUUGUCGGAGGGCAGACACUAAUUCAACCUACUACCUGCCAUAUGGCACCGUACCCUUCUCAUUUACUCAGCUGAUGACUGUCCACCUAAAUAGCUAAUUGUGUGCUAUAGGUUGCCAGCUACAUAAUAUUGGCUGCUGUAUUGCAGCGAUUUUAUAUGAAUUUUUGGAAGUCAAUGAGAGAGGGAUGAUUAAAUUCAUCUUGGGAAGUAAACUGCUCUGACAUACAUGCAGCCACUAAGACAGUUUUAGAGCAAUUUAAGUCAGAAAUGACUUAGCUGUGGGCCGUUAUGAGACUCCAUCAGUAACAUGAUCGACUGGAGUGUGGAGCAGUGUUUUUUUUUUCUAGAUUAGAAAAUAUUUUCUAAACCGGUCAAAGUCCCACAUUUUUUUACUCUACAAGCACACAUGCAUACCUUAUUGGACAAGUUUUUGAAAUCUAAACCUUAAUAGGUUGAGCACUGCAGGCCGACCCCCCUCUUCGUCUUCCUUUUCUUAAACUUAGAUUCUCCAUUCAUUCAAACACUGUGUAUACUUAUUGUAUAUCAUCAUGCUCCUGCUGCCUUUUAAUAUUUUAAACCUGUAACAAGCCAAUUAGUUUUUAGUGCAAUUAAACAAGCACAAGUUUAAAUCAACUUUAAACUUAGAAAGAUGAUCCUGACAACAGCGAUCUGGUAAAGGAAGUUUGUUGAUUUUGCACAACUUCCUUCUUGCUCAAGACUCUUAAGAAAUCAAUCUAAUUUGAUUAUUUUGGUGGGAACUGCUCAUAUUUACAUAACUUAUUAUACCUCUUCUGGAUACCGUUUUGUUUUUAUUCUUUCUAUUUCCAUCUUAAGUGUUGGCUCACUUGGCACAGCAUGCACCUUGUUAAUCAGUCAUAAAUUUGAAUCCCCGCAGUGCCAGAGGACAUGUUAGUUUGAGAUAUUCUCUCGUUUUUAAUCACACCUGCUUUUUCUCCUGUAAAUGCAGCUUUUCUAAUGUUAAUACGUGCUCUUUAAGCAACAGUGGCAGCUGCAGCUUGCCAACUCUCACCCAUAUUUUCUAAAGGAAAUGCCUUCUCUGGUUAUUUUUAAUGCUUUUUCUACAUACACUAUUCUGAAUUUCCAAAUGAUGCUCCUGCUGAGAAAUGUAGGGUUCUUAGUAAAUGUGUCAGGAGCUGUAUUAAUGAAAUCAUUACAGUUCCCCUCUCGAUUGUUAGUGCUUUACAAGAGAUGUUUCAGUACUGACUGUAAAAACCUGUAGCUGAAGAGCUACAGGUCCUGUGGUCAUUUAUUGGAGUAAAACUACCAAUGCAACAAU